AUGUUAGAGCAAAGAAUAUCAACAAAGGGUAAGAGGAUGCUAGGAGUAAAGGCUAUAACAAUUGACGAAUUCUUAAAGGAAAAUGGGAUAGAUGUGGAAAUUGAAGGACCAAGCACUGAACUAAGUGAGGACGGGAAAGAAAGCAUGGCACUUGAUAAAGACUAUUAUCAACAUGUGAUGGAGGACAUUGAUGAUGAAGAAGGAGAGCCAAAGAAGAAGAAAACCCGUGGAAAAACAACUUGCAAGGAGAUUUAUGCAAGGACUAUGGAACAGCAGGAAGAAGUCACUUUUGAUCUUGGACAGCCCGUAGGACCAACCGACCAAAGUGUUUCUAAUUUAACUAGUUUUGUUGGCACUAUUGGUAGAAAUAAAAGAUUUACCAAGUUUCUCUUCCCAGACAGUGGAGAAAAGUGGCUAAUGCAAGCGAUUCGAGAUGCUUGGAAGCGGUUCAAAGGAAAGAUUAAGCAAAAGCACUUCGUUCCCUAUGAUAUUAUUGAAGAUAUGGUGAAGAAUCGACCUCCACAAGGUUUAGGGGAUACCCGGUCAAUAAGUCAAAGAAACAAGCAACACAAGGAAAAUGUGAAGUUUCCACAUCGCAUGGGGCCAAUCAAUUUCGGAAGAGUUCGAGUGGCUAUGGAAGACUUCCAACAUCGCCAAGCUACUGGUGAAACAGAAGAGGAAGCAUUUGAGGCCAUAUUCGGGAAAGAACAACCAGGUCGGGUAAGGUUGUAUGGAAGAUCUGUGACAAAGACUGAUUUAAAAAAACAUGCUGAAAUUAAUGAAAUCAAGAAUCAGCACAAAGAGGAAGUGUCCAGUCUGAAGGAUAAACUUGGAUACAUGGAGGCACAACAGCAAAAACAAGAGGCCAAACAGCAAAAACAAGACGAAGAGAUUCAUGGGUUGCGAAAUAUAAUCAAGUUAUUACUGCAGCGAUCGGAACCUGGAAUGAGGCCAGAAGAAUUAGAAGCUUUAUUACAAGACGCCCAACAGUCUCCUAUUGAUGCGAAUAGCGGCCAUGGAUCAACACAUUUUUCGAACUUAGAUGUGGGACAUAUCAGGAUUGUGUUAAAGGAAAUGGAAGAAAGAAACACCUGUAUUCACCUGGGUAACAACGAAGAUUAA
This is a messenger RNA of Arachis stenosperma, 1122 nucleotides long. RefSeq lists its product as uncharacterized. Lineage: Eukaryota; Viridiplantae; Streptophyta; Magnoliopsida; Fabales; Fabaceae. The transcript has 8 exons. The coding region runs from base 1 to 1122 and encodes 373 amino acids. The record is from RefSeq and is a predicted model, not a curated record.